This is a messenger RNA of Phascolarctos cinereus (koala), 1045 nucleotides long. The record is from RefSeq and is a predicted model, not a curated record. Lineage: Eukaryota; Metazoa; Chordata; Mammalia; Diprotodontia; Phascolarctidae.
CUUUCAAGUGCACAUUGAACCACAAAGCCAUUUACUGAAUUAUUGAUUAUAAGAAAUUGAACUUGGGUCAUUUGAAGAUAACAGAGCUGGUGUCAUAAAGGAAGAUAUUCUGUUCUCUGAAAGACCUGAGAGCACCUGUAAGAGCCGUGAGUUCCACAAAGAAGUUGAAAAUGGAAUGAUUCCUUCUUAUAUCGAACAGUUUGAAAGAGAUGCUCAGGAAAAUAUAAUUCUUCUUCACAGAUCUUCAAUGGAGCAGGAUACUAAAUGUGAGAAGGAAGAAGUUCUUCAAGAAAGCAUUCACAUGUCAUAUCCAAGAGCAAUAAGUCAACUAAUGGACAUUGGUCAAAAGGAAAUUGUAGCCACUUUUGGCAAUCCCACGGAUGUGCCUACUGACUCAAAGAAAAUGACGGGACUUUGCUGCAAGGAUGAGAGAUCCCAGAAACCUCACCAUAUUCAAAUCCAAUUAAAAUGCUUGAGAGGAAUCAAAGACAAGGUGCCUAAAGGCUCCUACUUCCUUCAGGUUUCUUUACUCAACCGACUUGGAAAUUGUGCUCUUCAUUGGUCAAAACCAGAACAAUCAAGAAACGGAACACGACCCAUCAGUCACGAUGGAAACUUUUAUGAUGUGGGAAUGUAUUUCAACCAAAGCCUCUACAUGGUUCUGCCUUCUAGUGAAGAUGUGAAACCUGGCAUGAUUCUCCUGUUUGAAUUCUUUCUCUGUGGUGGGACAUAUGUGUCUGUUGACCGGGUAGUAGGCUGGGGAGUUUUUCCUUUCUGUGACAAUAACUUUGAUAUAGUGGAGGGAAAAUUCAAAUGUCCACUUCUUCGAGGUCAUUAUGACCAGAAACUUGAACACUUCAGGAAAAUUGAGGAAUUGAUUUGUUCAAUCUCGACCACUGGUUGUGCAAUCUCUAUUUUCAGGUUUGUAAUCAGAUUUUGUGAGUAUCAAGAGAACUAUGAAAAUUCAGAGCUGUUUCUAUGUGGCCUUCCACAUGCUUUCAUACCACAACAAAUUUCAAUGAGCAGCAACCUCUCUAAUUAUUAA